GGGAGAUUUAAACUCGCUGGAGCCGCUUUGCUGUCUCUGCUGCAGUCGAUGCAUUCUGGAGGUUUGGGGGCGGACGGCUGGGCUCCCAUGGCCAGCAGACCUUCAACCCAGACCUUCUCUCUUGGAGUAAAGAUGGUGAGUGUGGGUGUGGGUCCAAGUACAGGUUGGAAGCAAAGGGAAUCCAGCUCAAGAUCCAGGUCUGAUGUGGAGACAGAUGAAUCUGUUUUGCAAAGGAGGCAGAAGCAAAUAGACUAUGGGAAAAACACCAUUGGAUACCAGUGCUUUGUCCAGCAGGUUCCCAAGGCUGUUCGGCAGGCAGGUGUUCAUCCACGCACUCCAAAUAAAUAUAAGAAGUAUAGUCGCCGCUCAUGGGACAUGCAGAUCAAGCUGUGGCGACGGGCACUUCAUGGCUGGGAUCCACCUGGACUUGAGAGGGAAGUACUUGUUAGUUCUUCUGGGUUCUUUCUGAUUUUGAGCAGAGUAGUCUGAAAUGAAAAUAAGGUUCAUACAGCCACAUAACAAGUACACUUUCCCCACCCAAACAUUUGACUUGCCAAUGGGAUUUAUCAAUUGACAGGCUUAUUAUAUUUCAUGUCAGGGCCAUUUUAGGAAGAACUUCUUGUAUAGUGCAGAAUUCAUUGCUGGCAGCCUGGUGACCCAUUUAUAAAGUAAUCCUCACACACUAUUCAGGAACUGCAGGCCUAGUCUAUAUAUGCACUCUCCCUGGUAUUCUUUAUCACCAUGGAGACAGAGUUAAUUGUCAACAGAGCUGUCCUGUUCCUCAGUGAUAGCAAAUGGUUCUUGCGCCCAUCAGAGAUGGGAGUAUUUUGUACUACGUUCUGUAAAUACCCAAGGUGUAGUGAUCAUAUGUAAAGGGAAAGGAGGACAAAAUUACAGGUGUGCCAUUCAGGUGAGGAAAAUAUAAAUGAUCUUCACUUAUUUCCAUUGUCGCCUUUGGCAACUUGUAGGAGUUUGCGGUAAGAAGUGUUCAGUCUUUACGAUCUGGAUAUGAUCACUAAAAGGGGGAAAGCCCUACACCUCUUUUCCAAGACAGGUGUUGGGUAAGGAAAGAGCUUUUCUUGCUUUUAUUUUUGGUCAGAGUGGGCAAACCACCUUUUCUGUCCCCCUGACAAUGGUUACAUUUCUUUAGAGGUAAUCUUUCAGGGCCAGUUGAAAGUGGACUCAAAAGUGAACAAAUUGCCCCCUUUUCCUUUUUCGCCUUCUCUCUCCCUCGCCAGUAAGCCAUUGGAUUGGGAGCAGAUCACUUUGGCCAGACAUCUGAACUACUUGUUGAGACCUUUUGAAUUUAGGUUAGCUGUCACCGGUUGCCCAACCCUGCCCUAUAAUCUAAGCCUAAGGCAAUGUUUCCCAAACUUUGCUCCUCCAGAUGUUUUGGAUUUCAACUCCUGGAAGACCGAACCACCUUGGCCAGCAAUCUAGAAUUCUGGGAGUUGAAGUCUAACACACCUGAAGGACCAAAGUUUGGGAACCACUGGUCUAAGGCAUUUAUUACUAUUGAUGCCUGGCUUAAUGUGAAUGAAGCCAUUCUUUGUUUGCAAGGCAGGAGCUGGUGACCAAACUGAAUCCCCCAUCUCAUUCCUCAAACGAAUGCUUUGGCGCUCAAAGGAAUCUGGAAAACACAUGUAAAGAAACCUUGGAAGGACAGAUAAUGUGAAGAAUACGGCAAGGAGCAACAGGUCUCAAGUUACUCAAGGAUCCAGAAGGCAAAAACUGAGGGGCCUUGAAUAUGACAUGGAAUAUGGCUAGUCUGUGAUGAAGACAACAAUUUAGCAGAUACAGUAGCUGAUGAUGAUCAUGUUUGAACACAGCUGGAUUUGCUGAGUGAGACAGAAGGGUGGCAGGAGCUGGAAUCAAAAGUUCUGGUACCUGGCCUUCAUAAGAAGCCAUGAUCCCUCUGAUAACUGAGCAGCUACAGGAACAGAGUCUAGAGGAAUUGAAAUGCACAUCCUUCAACAUCAGCCUGGUCUGGAGUCCAUGGUGAACGUGUCUGGAAAUUAAUAAGUUAAAACAGCACAAAGUCACUGCAGGUGCAGCCAGGAACAGAACUCAUCUUUUCCAUACAGAAGUUUGAACACUGAGGUGUAGACUUCCAAGAAUGGGAUGUGGCCUAAUGAAGCUUUUGCAGGGAAGCCUUUGCCUGAUCAUGCUGAUGUGGCCAGCUGUGGCAGCCCCUUCCAGAUAGCGCCUGAGGGAGCUUCAUGGAGGGACCUGACUCCCUGUCCAAAGAUCCAUCUUCAGGACAACACAAGUCUUUACCAACACUCCAGCUUGAGCCUUCCUUUGCCCCACUGCAGCCCAGACGACAGCCCCCAAAACAGACUUGCAUCUCAAACCCUGGCCACCAGUUCACUAGUUUCAGAAAAGGCUUCUGUGCCUCCCACCAAAAGACACUGCCGCUCCCUUUCAGUGCCCGAAGACCUCUCCCGGUGGCAAGCUGUCUGGAGGCCCCUGGGGUCCAAAGUGUGGACGCAUAUCAAACGCCGGGACAACAGUGGAGGGGACACUUUGGCAGUGCAGCCCCAGAACGUGGUCCAGGGAGCCAACAGACUUUGCUUCAACCCCACCCCCAGUGCCUCUCAUCAGGGUGUUCAAGAUGGUGCUAGUGGUGGGAGGAGUCCACCUUUCUUCAGUUUGGCCCUAUCCCGAGAAUCGCCAGCAAGUGUACCAUGGGAGACCGGAGAGACUUUGCAGCCGUAUCCUCUGCAGCGACGUUUCUCCCUAUCGCCAGUCAGAUUUUUGCCCUCUCCACAAAGCUCUACCACCUCCACACCAGAGCUGCUCCGCCACCAGCAUAGCCUCCCUCGCAGCCGCUCACAGCCUUGUGAUUUGGACACCAGGAAAUGUGGUCUUAAGCGGCGCCAUGAUGAAGAUGUGAGGUGGCACAGGCCCUCACUUGAUUUCUACAAGAUGAAUCAGAAACCAUUUACAGGAGGUGCCUGUCAGUUAGACAGAUCUGAAGAAAGUGGCUAUCCAUCAUGGUUGUUGGACUGCAGUCCACAAGCACCCUCAGCUCCAUGCAGUCCCCUCAGCAAUUGCAUCCAGGUGCUUAGUGAAAGUGAAGAGGAGGAGGAGGAGGAAGAAGAGGAAUCAGCAGUACGAACAGCAAGGCAACUAAACUGGAAUUUAGCAAGUAAAAGAACACUCUUCCAGCCAGACUUUAGUGACCUGGAUCUAACAUUGAUUGAGGAGAACUAGGGGUUGGAUGUGUCUUUGAAAACUGACUUGAGACUAGCAGCCAUGUAAGGCUGCACUCCUGGAUGAGGGCCAGGGGAGUUGGGUGGGUUUAGGGGAAAAGUGGC
Messenger RNA from Sceloporus undulatus (fence lizard), 3320 nucleotides. RefSeq names its product family with sequence similarity 53 member C (gene FAM53C). The transcript has 10 exons. Gene Ontology annotation, cellular component: nucleus. Gene Ontology annotation, biological process: protein import into nucleus. Bases 2122 to 3216 code for a protein of 364 amino acids. The record is from RefSeq and is a predicted model, not a curated record. NCBI's taxonomy places the organism in Eukaryota, Metazoa, Chordata, Lepidosauria, Squamata, Phrynosomatidae.